This is a messenger RNA of Synchiropus splendidus (mandarinfish), 3603 nucleotides long. RefSeq names its product mitochondrial ribosomal protein L37 (gene mrpl37). The transcript has 9 exons. NCBI's taxonomy places the organism in Eukaryota, Metazoa, Chordata, Actinopteri, Syngnathiformes, Callionymidae. The record is from RefSeq and is a predicted model, not a curated record. Gene Ontology annotation, cellular component: mitochondrion. Bases 1979 to 3448 code for a protein of 489 amino acids.
ACAAGGGUCAACCAAGAAUUCAUCCUCCUAAUCUGGUCUCAUACAUGGUCAGCUCACUGGACUAUCAAGAAGCUGCAGAUCUGUUGCUCCUGCAGUGUUCAGAUCAGGCAGAUGAAGUGAAACAAUGCUCUGAUUUAUAUGUAACUCGUGUAAGAGCGUGAUGAGUCUCCACAACAGAUGUGGGGAAGUCCUACUUCUACAGCAGUUACAUUAAAGGUCAUUGUUAUCUCCAGAAAGCUUUUUUAGUUGCUUGCCACAUUUAAUCAGGUGCACAUCCUGCCUGCUGUUCUUUUUCAGCUGCUGAACCUGCAGUGCAUAACUGACACUCCCAACACAAACUGCUCCACAGAGGGAAUCAAGCCAGAAUCGUCUUGUUUGUCAUGCUCUCCUGUCUGUUCUGGACUUAGAGUGACGGCGGGGAUUCAGUAGAAUAAAAUAUAACUUAACUUUACGUCUUACAUUUAAUGGUAAUUCAUUGAAAAAAUGCCAGUAUAUAUUAAUAUACAUCCACAUGCUCAGCAAGAUCACGUAUAGGAAUUUAACUUAACUCUUAUUAUCUUAUUGUUUCCAGUCAUGCAUUAUUAGAUUUUAAUAUUAUACACAGUAAAACUACAAUUUGGUCUCUCCUAUAUGGGAAUGCAUUUCUUAUGAGUGAAACUAUUUGUUAUCUAACUGGGAGGAAACUGCAAUACUGAAUGCAUGUUUGAAAUCACCACACCACCGAUAAACUCCCAUCUGUUAUCGGUGUAAUAUCUGAAGUUUUUAUGCGGUAUGACGUGAAGUCAACGUAUUGCAACAUCUUGUGGCUUGCCACUAAAAUUCACCAUUCUAUUAGUUCUAAUCAGAGCCAAACAUUAUUUGUCUUGUUAAUGUAUUUAAUAUGUCUUGUAUUUAAGGAAGCUGCAAUGUUGACAUGGUGAUCCUCCCUCUCAAACUCAUCUCAUUAACGCCUGACACGGUUGUCAGAGUGACCUGCGAGUUCCUGUGUUUGGGACCUGAACAUGUCAUGCAGCUUUAGGAACAGUGUUGUUGUUAUGUUAUUAUGCUCUCAGCACUCUCUUCCACCAGCAUUAAAAACAUCAAGCUCAUCUCUUGGAUGGAUGUGUGUCUGGUAAAUGUGACCAAGGUCUGUCUAAUGUGACGCUGGUUUUCUUCAUGAACUCUUCAGACAGUGGUUCCUACUACUAACCGCACCACCAUGCCCCCUGUGACUGUUAAUCCCUUCUUUUUGUCACUGGUUAAGAAACCAAUAAAUACUUAAUUUUAUUUUUUUAUUACAAAAAAUCUGAGAAACACAUCUCAUACUAGCACUCAACAUCUACCAAAUAUGACUUCUGAAUAGUUUUUAAUUAAUAUUUUUUUCUUAAAUUCUUUUGAACCCAUGUGCUUAACUCUUUGUACAGACAGGUGUCGAAACACAUAUGUGAUUUUAGGUGUUGCUGGGCAAAGUCUCACUCCAUGUCAGCAUGAUCAUUUUGAGCAUCAUAAAGAAAGGAGGACCAGUAAAUUCUAUUUCUAUUAUACUUUUUGCCUAAUAAAGACAGAUAUAUUAGGUAUUUUGAAGUCACAAAAAAUAUAAUUUCCUAGUCUUGGCUUCAAAUAUUUGUAUAAAAUAUACAAGGUUGCUUUUCUCCGAUCACUUAUUUCAUGAAUAGUGAAGUGUUAUAUUAAAUGAAGAGUUGCGUCUUUGUGUUUAUUGUCUACUAGCAGUAAACAUUGCUUCUUAAUUCAGUUGUUUUUAGAAUGACUGAAAAACCUUAUUUACAAUCACUUUUAACUUUAUCGAUCUGCACCAACCAAAGAAUUUUCACAAAACGGCAUCACAAGAUGUCAUUCUAAAGCUUGUGCGUAGUGCUUACAAUGUCGCCUGCAAGAAAGCAGAACAAAAACAAUUCAAUCUGAAAAUUAUAUUUAGUAAAAGCAAUGUAUUUGCCUGGACGUUGCUGUGUCGGUACGACAGUACGGAACGAUUGAAAACAUGAACAACAACAAACCACAUGGUGGCGAUAGUGCAACCCCGAUCUCCUUAAUCGUCACAGGAGAAGAAGAACCAACAUGGCGUCCCCCAGCAGCGGUGUUGUCAGUGACAGGAGAUGAUUCGGGUCAUACGGAUGUAAUCUGCGGGAAUACUAGUCAUUUGGGGAUGUUUAUAGAAAUGUCUCCGUGUUUGAGAAUAGUCGGUACCAUCGUCUCACCUCCACUGGUCUUAAGAGAUGCGGGACUGUUGGCAGCACAUGGACGUGGGGUCCUUCUGGCCCGGAGACAUUUGUCCACAAGCUCCUGUCUCACUGGAAAAAUGCCUCCUCUGAGGAAAACCAGGGAGAAGGUCGAAAUCCCCGGCUUGGAGAUGAUUACCUACGGGGAGAGGAUGCAUUAUGUACCAGGGCUGGCGAAGCCCGUCUUCCCCAAGUGGGAGAGGGAGGAGAAGGAUCCGUUCCAUUACACAAGUCCCCCGCAUCAGGAAAUGCCGCUGUACAAGGAGAAACCUUGCUACGUGUUCCACCAGAGGACCAGCAUCCUUGAAGGUCUGGUCCAGGCUCUGUGGUUGACUAAAACCAAGCUGACCACUGGACUGCCCGCCCACAUCCUCUCACCGGCCGUGGGUCUGGCCAGUCAAAUACCAGAUCAGGAUGAGCGAGUGCAGAACGCCAUCAGACAUGCGCGCUUCUGGGACACCACCGAGGAGCGGCCCAAGAAAGAUGUUUACGGCAAAACCCUGCUCCUCAACCUCCUGCAUCUCUGUGGGACCCUGCAGACCUCCCACCCCAGUCUCAGCAGGAGAAUGUUCGCAGAGAGCUACUCGUUGUCCACCACAUGGACCAGAGGGGAGAACAUGUUCCAGAUCCGUGGUCUGAACGGUCUGCUCCACACCAGCAUGGAUCCUUUGCCGCAGGUUUCUGACAAACAAAAAGUAUUAGAGACGGCCGAUGAGAUGCUGGAGACCUUCUACCCUGUCUCCCCGACCAUAGACCUGCAAGAGGUCCAUUUGUACAAGGAAGUCAACUGCACAGGUUUCAGCGCUGAGUGUCCGUACCCCCACGCCCACACACUCUACUUCCUGGAGGACUCGGAUCCCGGGUGCAAGCUCAAACCAGAACAGUUCCGAGCCAAGAUGAUGAUGUUUGCUUUCGGGAAUGCUCUGGCUCGAGCGUACACACUCUAUGGGCCCACUCAGAGUGUUCUGGAUCAACCUAUCACGGUCCAAGCCAUCGGUUCCAAUGGCAGAAUCUUCCAGUUCCUCAUCUUCCAGCUGAAUACCACAGAUCUGACCGGAGACGAUGGCGUCAAGAACCAGGUUUGGCUGGAUGAAGACGUCGAGCUCUAUGACUUUGCUAAAGUCAGACCAUACAUUAAGAAGAAGGAAGUGAGGGUUCCUGCUGGUCUGAAGGGUUACAAGCCUGAAACCUUCAACAAGUUCCUGGCUCUCUACCUGAAUGGAGUAGUCUAGGAUCACCAGCUCUUCAGAGCAAUAGUGUGAGUGAGUGAGUGUUGCGUCCAGGAUGGGAUUGGGUGAGACCUGAGUGACCAGGCUGCUCAGUCCAGUGAGUUAAUGCAUUGAUUAUGGUUUCAAACUGCUAAAUAAAGUCUGCGUUUCAGUGUAUC